Chiroxiphia lanceolata (lance-tailed manakin) is the source of this 5145-nucleotide messenger RNA. RefSeq names its product junctional adhesion molecule 2 (gene JAM2). Gene Ontology annotation, cellular component: cell surface; tight junction; protein complex involved in cell adhesion. The record is from RefSeq and is a predicted model, not a curated record. The coding region runs from base 84 to 971 and encodes 295 amino acids. Lineage: Eukaryota; Metazoa; Chordata; Aves; Passeriformes; Pipridae. The transcript is spliced from 10 exons. Gene Ontology annotation, biological process: leukocyte tethering or rolling.
CGGCUGCCGCACCUGCUCCGCGGGCACCGCGCCCCCGACACCGCCCCGCUCCGCGCCCCCGGCCCUGCUCCGCCGCCGGGAAGAUGGCGAGCCCCGGCCUCCGCCUGCUGCUCCUCGGUUACUUGGGGGUCCUGAGCUAUCCUGAAGUGUCUGGAAUUUCCAUUUUAACAGAUAACGAAAACGUAAAAGCAGAGGAGUUUAAGGAGGCGAUUCUUAGUUGCAAACACAAAUCUUCAAAAGGGAUGAGCUUAAGAAUAGAAUGGAAGAAAAUCCAGCCUCAAGGAGUCUCAUUUGUCUACUACAAUGGUGAAUUUACAGGUGAUCUUCGAGGCCGAGCAGAGAUGCUGAACCCAGGAAUCCGAAUUAGGAAUGUGACUAGAAGGGAUUCCGGGACCUACCGCUGCGAAAUCAGUGACAAGAGUGAAGGGCAUCCACGCCUGCAAGAGGCUAUAAUUACCCUCACAGUGUUGGUUGCUCCAACUACUCCGGUGUGUGAUGUGCCGAGCUCCGCGAUGACGGGAACAGUGGUGCAGCUGAGCUGUAAGGAGACUGAGGGCUCUCCUCCAUCUGAGUACCAGUGGUACAAGAACGGUGUUGCCUUACUGGAAAAGACAGGAACAGGCAGUGCUAGAACACCAAAUAUAACUUAUACCAUGAAUAAGAAGUCUGGCACUUUGCUAUUUAACACAGUUACAAAGAAUGACACUGGAGAGUAUUUCUGUGAAGCCUCCAAUGGGAUUGGAUUAUCUCAGAGAUGCUCAGUGAAGCGAAUGCAAGUCGAUGACCUGAAUGUAAGUGGUAUCAUUGCUGCUGUAGUAUUUGUGGCUCUGGUAAUGGCACUGUGUGGCCUUGGAGUAUUUUAUGCCCAAAAAAAAGGCUACUUUGCAAAGGAAAGCUCUUCCCAAAAGAAGACGAACUAUCAAUCUACAAGUGAAAAGGAUUUCAAGCAUACCAAGUCCUUUGUUAUUUAGAAGAUUUCAGCCUCUGUGAGGGACAUCAAAAGAAUACUUGUUAUACAAAAAUAUCAAAGUCUCCUGGUUUCGACUGGGAUAAUUUUCUUCCUAGUAGCUGGUACAGUGCUGUGUUUUGGAUUUAAUGUGAGAAUAAUGUUGAUAACACACUGAUGUUUUUGUUGUUGCUAAGUAGUGCUUACACAAAAUCAAGGACUUCUCCAUGUCUCAUGCUUGGCCAGUGAGGAGGUGCUCAAGAAGCCGGGAGGGAGCACGGCUGGGACACCUGACCUGAGCUGGCCAAAGGGAUAUUCCACACUGUACAUCAUCAUACCCAGUAUAUAAACUGGGGAAGUUGGCUGGGAGGGGCAGAUCGCCGCUGGGGGACAGGCUGGGCAUCAGUCAGUGGGUGGUGAGAAACUGUGUUGUACAUCACUUAUCUUUCUUGGGCUUUACUCCUCUCUCUCCUUUCCAUUACAAUUAUUAUUGUUGUUAUGAUUAUCAUUAGUAUUAUUAGUAUAAUUAAAUUUUACUUUGUUUCAAUUAUUAAACUGCUGUUACCUCAACCCACAAUUUUUACUUUUUUUUUUCCCAGUUCUCCUCCCCACUGGGGUGGGGUGGAGGGCAGUGACCGAGUGGCUGCGUGGGGCUGAGUUGCUGGCUGGGCUUAACCCACAACAGUCCUUUUUGACACCCAACAUGUGACUCAAAAGGGUUGAGAUAAUGACAGAUCUGAUCAGAGCGUGUUAAAACAAAUUUGUUAUAAGCGUUCAUUGCGUUGGUUUAAUAGUUGCUGGUCACCAUGUUGAUUUGUUUGCUCUGGGCAUGGGCUAAGGUUGUCAUUGUGGUGUUCUUUGUCGUACUGGCUUGUGAUAUGAAUGAGUGGCUGGCCGUGAGCCUCGCCUGGUCUGUGUCCUGUCCGCCCCUCGGGAGCCAUCUGGAGGAAAUUAUCCACAAUUACAUCUAUUGCCUUUUUCCGUCGGAGAGCCAGCCUGCGGGAUAAAACACGUUCUUUCCCCUCCAGGAUGAUUACAGUAGUGUUUGAGAAAUCUGAAGACUUUCAAUAUCCUUUUACCACCCUUGAAACCAGCCUGGUCCUUUCGCUGGCAACCAACAUAUUGUUGCAUGUGGUCCAGGUCGUCUUUAGGGUUAAGCAACAAUCUGUGGCUCCUCAAACCCUGGCCAGAAGUGUUGCGGCUACUUAAAAUCCGGCAGCACGUACUGUGCCUUCACAGACUCCAGUGUCAGGCCAACAAGACCAAGAGGCAACCACUCAAUCCUUAUCCCUGAGUGAGCUGUGGGAUAUACAAAAAGAUUUCAGCCAUUGUCCCAGUGAGUGCAGGACCACUUGGCUGUUCCAGUGCUGGGAUAAUUGGGCUAACAGUUUGGAGUUAGAGGGUAGGGAAGCCAAGCAGCUGGGAUCACUUUUUAGGGAAGCAGGCAUCGUUGAGGUGAUUGGAAGAGGGACACAAGUCCUCGGCCUCUGGAGACGACUCCUGUCAAGCAUGAAAGAAAAGUACCCCUACAAGGAAGAUGUUCUGUGUUGCUCAGGCAAGUGGACAGCAGUAGAGAAAGGUAUCCCAUGCCUGAGGAAAUUAGCCAUGCUGAGAUGAUUUAUUUUGACCUGAACAACGCAGGGUUCCUCAUAGAUCCAGACCGAGUCCUGCACACACAACCCAUGUGGCAGAAAUCUGUAGAGAGGACACACCAACCCACUGGCAAUGUUCAUCUGGAGAGGUACCACACUACCAGCAGUGGAUGCAGUGGCUCCACUUCUCCAGGAAUGCAAAGACAACCUCUCUUCCUCUCAUCUGUGGAGAGACUGUCAGAUAAACUGUCCCAGGAGUUCCAGCAGUUCAGAGAAGUUAUGUUCUAUUCUCCACCUGCACAGACCUGCAUCUCAGCUAGUAACAGUAAGCAUCCACUGGCUCAAGAGGGAGGAUAUGGAAAGUACACACCAUGGGAUACCCUGUGGUUUUAGCUGAGGGACCACAGAGAGUACAUGAGGAAUUGAGAUGAAAGACCUACCUCAACUCUAGAGACAUGAAUUGCAAGAGAAAACAAUCCCAAAUGGGAGUUCUUCCAGGAAAGUUGCUGCUUCAGUCUCCAGUGGACAGUUUCCCAGGCAGAGUGGAAGGGCUGAACUUACUCUUGAUCCUAUGGAAAGAAAUUCUAAUCUGCUUCUUCAAGAACUAAGCUUUCUUAUGCAUUGUGGGUUUUCAGAAAAUGCGGGUUCCAAACUACAGUCUGAUUGUAAGCCCUUUCUAUCAAAUGACUCAGAGAAAUUAUUUCACAUGGGGCCCUGAGCAACACCAACCCUUUGAACAAAUUAAACAAGAAAUACUUGGAAAACACUCGUGGACAGGUGGGCCAAAGAACAUGGCAUUGGGUGGGUAGAUUGUAUCCCCUAUUGUGCACCAGCCUCUGGGAAGAUCAAAUGAUACAAUGGACUGCUAAAGACUACCUCGAGAACAAUGAGUGGGGGGACCUUCAAACAUUGGGAUAUGCAUUGGUAAAGGCCACCUGGUGAGUCAGCACCAGAGGGUCUGCCAGUUGGGCUGGCCCUGCCUGACCAAAGCUUCUAUGUACUAUGGACGGGAAUAAAGUUCCUGUAAUGCCCAUAAAAAAAUAUGCUGGGCAAGACAGUCUGGGUUAUUGCUGCCUUGGGCAAAGGCAAACCCAUCCCUGGGAUUGCUUUUGCUCAAGGACCUGGGCACGCUUGUUAAGGCAGAAGGAUAGGGAAGUCUGGGUUUGAUUUUGGGUGAGAACAGCCCAAUGAAUUUAAUUGUGUGAUGUUAAUUGCUAUAUAACACUGUGUAUUAUCACUUCUGUAUCAACCGUGUGCCCACCAUUGCCUGGGCACCUCAUAGUGCCUGCCUCCACCACUCCAGAUUUUGGGAUCCAAACCCAAGUCCCCUUCAAUCGUGACAUUAAGAAUGAACUUUGAUGAAACCAGACAAGCACAGCAGUGAUGGAAUCAGAAUUGGCUUCAAAGUGCAACAAUCCAACACCACGCACCAUCUUUCCUGCCCUGAGACACUGUUAUGACAGAUGGAGCCAAAAGUCAUGGACUAAAUGAACUCAGUGGACUUCUACAGGGAUUGUCUAUAGACCAAGGAAAUGAUAUCUGUGUAUCUAUCAAAAGACAGGAAAGGUGGUGGUGUAUCGGAAAAUGCAGGACCUGGUAUGAUAUAAAUGGUAUGGAAUAAGCAGUAGAUACUGUCCUGGUUUCAGCUGGGAGUUAGUUUUCUUCCUAGUAGCUGAUACAGAACUGUGGAUUCAGUAUAACAACACACUGAUGUUUAGUUGUUGCUCAGUAGUACUUCCCUGAGUCAAACACUUUUCAGUGACUGAUGCUCUGCCACCAGGCAGAUGUACAAGCCAUGAGGAACAGGGCUAGGACACCUGACCUGACCUGGCCAAAGGGAUAUUCCACACCACAGGCUGUCAUACCCAGUAAAUAAACUGGGGAAGGUGGCUGGGAGGGGCCAGUUACUGCUGGGGGAUGGUGAUGAGCACCUGUGCUGUGCAUCACUUGUGUUUCUCAGGUUUUCUCUCUCUCUCUCUCUCUCUCUCUCUCUCUCUCUCUCUCUCUCUCUCUCCAUUACAAUUAUUAUUACUUUGUUUCAAUUUACCUGUUCUUUUCUCAACCCACCAGUUUCGUUUCCAAUUCCCCUCCUCACGGCAGCGAGAAGGGGACAGGGAGUGAGGCAGGAGCUGUGGGGUGCUUAGUUACCGGCUGGGGUUAAACCACAACACAAAGGGAUCUUUUGACCUCUGCGCUGUAAAUAUUGUUUCCACAUCUUACAUACUGAAAAUAGAAACUGCCAGUGUUCAGAUCUAGUCAACAUAACUGUCUGUGAUGGCGUUUAAAAAAAAAACAAACCCCCAAAAACCUAUAAAUUAACUUGUAUAUUGAAUCUCUGUGACAACUUCUCAUUUUGUUCACAUGCAGCAAAACAAGAUCCACUCUUGCAGCUUGGAACAAUCUACUCAAGUAACUUCCACAGAUGACCUUACCAGUACUUCUACUACUUCCAUCUCCACCACUGUCAAGGGCUCAAAACUCUCCUGCAAUUCUGAUUUACUAGGACUUUGAAAUUGUAUUAGAUUUGCCAAAUCCAUCUAUAAGUCUGUAGCUGUGCAGAAUUAAACUCACUAUCCUGACAGAAUAAACCUUCCUCUAAUUAAGGCU